ACAUGCUGAGCCAUGUGACUGGCAGCGGCUGGGGGCUCCAUCCUGCACAGAGGACGGGGGCUCUGCAGCCACUCGCUCCCACCCUAACUAGCUACAUCCUCACGGGUCACCAGUGUGGGCGUGGCCCAGAAGACUUCACUGCCCUUCCAGGAUGGACCCCUUCGAGGACACGCUGCGGCGGCUGCGGGAAACCUUCCACGCGGGGCACACGCGGCCAGCUGAGUUCCGGGCUGCACAGCUCCGGGGACUGGGCCGCUUCCUGCAGGACAACAAGCAGCUUCUGCAUGACGCACUGGCCCAGGACCUGCACAAGUCGGCCUUCGAGUCCGAGGUGUCUGAGAUCGCCAUCAGCCAGGGUGAGGUCACCCUGGCCCUCAGGAACCUCCGGGCCUGGAUGAAGGACGAGCAUGUGCCCAAGAACCUGGCCACGCAGCUGGACUCGGCCUUCAUCCGGAAGGAGCCCUUUGGCCUGGUCCUCAUCAUCGCGCCCUGGAACUACCCCCUGAACCUGACGCUGGUGCCCCUGGUGGGUGCCCUCGCCGCAGGGAACUGUGUGGUGCUGAAGCCGUCGGAGAUCAGCAGGAGCAUAGAGAAGAUCCUGGCCGAGGAGCUGCCCCGAUACUUGGACCAGAGCUGCUUUGCCGUGGUGCUGGGCGGGCCCCAGGAGACGGGGCAGCUGCUGGAGCACAGGUUCGACUACAUCUUCUUCACAGGGAGCCCUCGCGUGGGCAAGAUCGUCAUGACCGCCGCCGCCAAGCACCUGACGCCCGUCACCCUGGAGCUCGGAGGCAAGAACCCCUGCUAUGUGGACGACGACUGCGACCCCCAGAUCGUGGCCAACCGCGUGGCCUGGUUCCGCUACUUCAACGCCGGCCAGACCUGCGUGGCCCCUGACUACCUCCUGUGCAGCCCUGAGAUGCAGGAGAGGCUGCUGCCCGCCCUGCAGAGCACCAUCACCCGUUUCUACGGCGACGACCCCCAGAGCUCCCCAAACCUGGGCCGCAUCAUCAACCAGAAACACUUCCAGCGGCUGCGGGCGCUGCUGGGCUGCGGCCGCGUGGCCAUCGGGGGCCAGAGCGACGAGAGCGAUCGCUACAUCGCCCCCACGGUGCUGGUGGAUGUGCAGGAGACGGAGCCGGUGAUGCAGGAGGAGAUCUUCGGGCCCAUCCUGCCCAUCAUGAACGUGCGGGGCCUGGACGAGGCCAUCGAGUUCAUCAACCGGCGGGAGAAGCCCCUGGCCCUGUACGCCUUCUCCAACAGCAGCCAGGUGGUCAAGCGGAUACUGGCCCAGACCAGCAGCGGGGGCUUCUGCGGGAACGACGGCUUCAUGCACAUGACCCUGGCCAGCCUGCCUUUCGGAGGAGUGGGUGCCAGCGGGAUAGGCCAGUACCAUGGCAAGUUCUCCUUCGACACUUUCUCCCACCAUCGUGCCUGCCUCCUGCGCAGCCCGGGGAUGGAGAAGCUCAAUGCCAUUCGCUACCCGCCCCACUCACCGCGCCGCCUGAGGAUGCUGCUGGUGGCCAUGGAGGCCCGAGGCUGCAGCUGCACGCUGCUCUGAGCCCCUCUCCAGGCCCAGGCCAGAGACCACCAUAACCACUGUCACCUGCAGCUGGUGGAGACAGGGCCUGGGCUCCAGGUCUCUGAGGAGAAAAAGGAUUGCCAAGGCUCCGGGGUGCUCCUCAGAGCAGCGCCUGCCUCCUCUCUCCUGGGGCUUCCCUCUCCCCAUCUCAGCCUCCUACCUCAGCUGCCCUCAACUGCGAGAGCUAUGGGAAACAGCUUAGUGACCGACCCCUGUCCCUGCACCAGCCACCCAUGUCCAGAAGAGGACAGGCAUGGCGCCUCUGGGCCACCACCAUGCUGUGGAGUGGGUGGCCCAGGGGCCCUGGCAUCUGAUUCAGGCCACACUACGGAAUUAGUAUGUCCAAGGCCAUCCCUACCCUCUCUGAACCUCAGUUUCCCCAUCUACUCAGUAGAGAGGUUUCACAAUUGAUAGCUACCUCCUGGCCGGGCACGGUGGCUCACACCUAUAAUCCCAGCACUUUGGGAGGCUGAGGCAGGCGGAUCACCUGAGGUCAGGGGUUCGAGACCAGCCUGGCCAACAUGGCAAAACCCCAUCUCUACUAAAAAUACAAAAAUUAGCCAGGCAGGGUGGUACAUACCUGUAGUCCCAGCUACUUCAGCAAGCUGAGGCAGGGGAAUUGCUUGAACCUGGGAGGUGGAGGUUGUAGUGAGCUGAGAUCGCAUCACUGCACUCCAGCCUGGGUGACAGAGUGAGACUCCAUCUAAAAAAAAAAAAAAAAAAAUGCCUCCUGGGUUGUUGCAAGGAUUAAAUGAGGGAUUGCUGAGCCGGGGAUCCAGAUGUUGUCUUUCCUCGGUGGGGUGGCACGGAGCAGGGCCGCCUCUCUUUUCUCUAGCCAGGUGAGGCUGCGGUUAUGCAGUAAGGUCUCCCUUCCCUCCAGCCCAUGCCAGAGGGGCUCGGAACUCUUCAUUCUCACCAUAUCCAGUACAGCUCAUGCUCUUCCCCAUCCUGCUCAUCCUCCUGGGUCCCUUCCACUCAGCCAAAGCAGAAUGCAGGGUUUCCUGCCUGAAACCCUUUCUCAUCCCCCCACGUCCCACUUUUGAACAAGCUGAUGAGUCUGAAAGUGGCCCAAUUUCCUAACAAGCUGGAUGCUUCGGAAACCUACAUUUGGACAAUGAGAGGCAGCUCCUGCAGCCUUCGGGCCACCUCCUCUUCCUGGCCUCCCGAUUUCUUUUCAGACUGACUUUAUCAGCCUUCAACUUUAGUAGGGGAGGGGGGGGACAGGGAUGAACCUGAGUUUCAUCUCCCGUCUCUCCGGCUGAUGUCAUCUGAAUAAGGCCUUCUUCCCUGGCAAUACUUA
Molecule: messenger RNA, 2879 nt
Organism: Saimiri boliviensis boliviensis (Bolivian squirrel monkey)
Lineage: Eukaryota; Metazoa; Chordata; Mammalia; Primates; Cebidae
Product: aldehyde dehydrogenase family 3 member B1
Biological process (GO): aldehyde metabolic process
Cellular component (GO): cytoplasm
Molecular function (GO): 3-chloroallyl aldehyde dehydrogenase activity; aldehyde dehydrogenase (NAD+) activity
Source: RefSeq, a predicted model, not a curated record